Messenger RNA from Lachancea sp. 'fantastica', 1587 nucleotides. Lineage: Eukaryota; Fungi; Ascomycota; Saccharomycetes; Saccharomycetales; Saccharomycetaceae. The record is from the annotation of a GenBank genome assembly.
AUGAUUUUGUCCAAUGACCUUACUAGUCAUAAAAUCGCUAUGUCGGUGCCUCGUUUUCAUAGUGCCAAAGAACUACCAAACAAGCUGCAAAAGCAGAUAUUAGACGUCACAGAAGAAUUCAAGACCGUCUACGGCCAUGAACCAGACUUCGUAACGAGGUCCCCUGGUAGAGUGAAUCUUAUUGGUGAUCACAUAGACUAUGUGGACUUCUCUGUCUUGCCCAUGGCGAUUAACAACGCUGUAGCAUGUGCGGUGCGUGUGUUACCAAACACAGAAAUCCCCUCAGUGACGCUAAUAAAUACAGAUCCUCGAUUUGCGCAACGGCGCUUUGACCUGCCACUUGACGGCUCUGAUAUAUCGAUCGAUCCAUCAGUAUCGGAUUGGUCGAAUUACUUCAAGUGCGGACUAUUAGUCGCCCAGCAAUACUUGAGAAACCGAUUCUCAGACACAUUUAGUCCAGGAAGAACUCUCUCGGGACUUGAAGUAUUUGUUGAUGGUCAGGUGUUCACUGGAGGGGGUCUUUCGUCAUCAGCGGCUUUUAUAUGCGCCGUCGCUUUAGCAGUGAUUCGUGCUAAUGCCGGUCCUGGGUUUGAUAUACCAAAGCAAGAACUGACGCAGAUUACCGCCAAAGCAGAGCACUACGUUGGAGUCAACAAUGGCGGCAUGGAUCAAGCAGCAUCCGUUUGUGGCGAGAUGGACCAUGCCUUAUACGUCGAGUUCAAGCCCGAGCUCAAAGCAACCCCUUUCAUGUUUCCCAAGUUGAAAAACUCCGAGGUUCAGUUUAUCAUUGCCAAUACCAUGGUAGUAUCUAACAAGGUAGAAACGGCGCCAACCAACUACAAUCUGAGGGUUGUAGAAGUUACGGUGGCGGCAAAUGUAUUGGCGGCCAAAUAUGGCGUUGCUCUGGAGCGGGUAGGAAACUUAGAGAAAGGAACCUUGCGCGAAUUUAUGGACGCCUAUUACGCCCGCUACCAUGGCGCUAGAGAACCCUGGAGCGGAGACAUUGAGGAGGGUAUUACAAGACUUACCGAAAUGCUGCAAUUGGUAGAAGACACUAUGCUGGAGUUUAGCAGUGGCUAUACGGUCCAGCAAGCAUCCGAUGCAGUGAACAGCUCAAUGCAUGAAUUUGCAAGAGACUAUCUCACAAACUUUCCGGUCCGCUUUCAAGUCCUGAAGCUUUAUCAAAGAGCCAAGCACGUCUACUCUGAGGCCUUAAGGGUUUUGCAGGCACUCAAAUUGAUGCUUCAAAAAACGUUUACAACAGAUGCCGAAUUUUUUGAUUCCUUUGGACAGCUUAUGAAUGCUUCUCAGAAGUCAUGCGACAAGCUGUAUGAGUGCUCUUGCCCGGAGACUGAUGAGAUUUGUGAAAUCGCCAGAGCCAAUGGAUCAUACGGCUCGCGGCUGACAGGAGCUGGUUGGGGCGGAUGCACAGUACACCUUGUUCCUCGUUCCAAAGUGAACGACGUGACGCAAGCCCUUGCUGAACAAUACUAUGCUAAGCGUGGCAUACACGGCGAGGAAAUUGAUGAUGUCGUAUUGGUUUCAAGACCGGCACUCGGAAGUUGCAUUGUAGAGGGCUUCAGCUAA